GGAGAUGGUUAAUCAAUUUUCAAUGAUAUACCAUGUUACAGAUAUAUUCUUUGCCAUUUUUAAAAUAUAUUGAUUUGACUUCUAGAUAAUUUUCCAAAAUGCAGCAUCGCGGUAACAAGGAUAUCACACCCGAAAAUAUCAGUGAUAAAGUAUACAAUAGCUUAGUAGAAGUGAUAAAGAAACGACUCGUUAAUGGAGAUAAGGACCAAAAUAAUCAGCUGGAACUAUCAUUACCUAAUUUUAUGAUACCAGCGUUUGAUAAUGACGUAAAUGAAUUUAAAAGACCAAGCGAAUCACGACACAGAGACAAAAAUUGUCAUUCUCAACAAUCAAACGGUGAAACAGAUGAUGAUAAUAUGAGCAUUUCAUCUGUUAAUACAACUGAAAACAACCCAUACUCAAGUUUUUCCGAGGCCUUGAACAACUUGAUACAUUUGUAUAAUAAGGUUGAAGAUUCUGUAAAGCUACUCGAUCCUCCGCCAGUGCCAAUUACAUCAAUGUUUAGGAUGUAUAAUCCACAUGUAUCAAAUCUUUUUGAUUCAAAUCAACACCAUGAUACAAACGACUUGAAUAUAUCGUCAAUAUCUCAAAUCUAUAGAGACAGCAUAGCGUCCUGUUUGGUUGACUCAGACAUAUUUACCAGGAACAACAAAUCCCUAGAGAUGGAUAAAGAGAUGUUUUUUGCAGAGUUCAAUAGAUUUUUAAAUGAUAAAGGAUCUUGUAAAUUGUUAAAGGUGUUAUUUGGCUGGUACUUUUCCGGAUAUUUCACUGGGAGAAUGGAAGCCAUAACCCAAUUCCAUAAGCCUAGUAUUUAGCAGCACAUUUUCAGUAUUAAUAUCUUGAAUUAUU
Molecule: messenger RNA, 849 nt
Organism: Theileria equi strain WA
Lineage: Eukaryota; Apicomplexa; Aconoidasida; Piroplasmida; Theileriidae
Exons: 3
Coding region: 99-815 (238 amino acids)
Source: RefSeq, a predicted model, not a curated record